AUGUAAAAAUACCCAAGUUUGAAUCCAAGUUAGGAGUUUGAUAGAAGUAUUACAAUCACAAAUUUGAAAUUGAGUCAUUUGGAAUAUAAAAAUGUGGAGGGAAAGAAUUUGUUUGAGAGAGUGAAAGGAUUUUAGAAUUUAGUGGGAUCUUUGAGAAAAUAGAAAAUAAUUCUUUAUGAGAGAAGAAAUAUGUCUCCACCUGCUCAAGAAUGUUAUGGAAUGGACGAUUAUGGAGAUAUUUUUUAUGGAAUCAACUUCGCAUCUGCUGAUUACUUGGGAUUGUGCACAAAUGAAUAAGCAAAAGAAGCAGCUGCCACUGCUGCUUAAGAGUACUCAGUAAAUUCUUGUGGAGCACCUUUAGCAUUUGGUGCAUCGAAAUAUUAUAUGUAGUUAAAAGAAGAGUUGAAAGAUUAUUGGGGAAUGAACGAAGUAAUUCUUUACAGUGCAGGAUGGUUAGCAGGAUUUGGAGUGAUUAAAGGUUUGAUAAGGCCUUAUGAUUUUGUGAUUAUGGAUGAAUUAUGCCAUAAUUGUCUUACUGAAGGAGCAUUUGCAGCCACAAAGAAUGUGUCUAGAGUCCCACAUUUGAGUUUGGAAGCUAUGGAGAAAAAACUAUCAGAAACCAGAACUGCAAAUCCUGAUGCCUGUAUACUAGUAGUAACAGAAGGUUUGUUUAGUAUGGAUAGUGAUUAUACUGAUUUGGUGGCUUUAUAAAAAUUGACUAUGAAAUAUGAGGCUUUUUUGUUAAUUGAUUGUGCACACGACUUUGGAUGUAUGGGAAAAUCAGGCAAGGGAGUGUUUGAAUAAUAAGGGCUAUAAGAUUUCUCUAAUGUAUUAUUAAUGUCAGGAGGAUCAAAAUGUUUAUCAACAAAUGUUGGUUGGGUUGCCUGCAAUUCAUUUGAAGUCAUUGAUUAUCUUAAAUUCUUCUCUUCAGCCUAUAUGUUCACUAACUCAGUGAAUCCAGUUUAAUGUGCUACGGCUCUGGCUCAAUUAAGAAUAUUAAAAAGCGAAGUUGGAAAUAGAUUGAGAGUUAAAGUCUUAGAGAAUUAUCAUUAUAUGAAAAAGGAACUCAAUGCCAGAGGUUAUCAGAUCAUUGGUUAUCCAUCUCCAAUUCUGCCAUUGUUGAUAGGAAAUGAAUUAGUAUGUCGAGUAGUAACAAGAUUAAUGAUUGAUGAAGGAAUACAUUGCAAUGGAAUUGAAUAUCCUAUUGUAAGAAUGGGAUAAGCCAGAUUGAGAGUCAACCUGUAACCCUAACAUACUAAAGAACAUUUGGACACAUUUAUUGAAACUUUCCAUUUCUGCUUCGUUAAAGCCACAAAAAUUGUCGAAGAAUCUUUGGAAAAAUAUCAAUUAGCCUUGGAACAAUAGGAGCAAGCAUAAGAAACAAAAGACAAUUAGAAUAAAGCUAAUUUCAAUGAUAACAGAAUGGAACUCAAAAAACCAAAUUUAUGAAUUAUUAAUUAUCAUUAUCUAAAUAAUAUAUGUUUACUAUCA
Paramecium tetraurelia is the source of this 1491-nucleotide messenger RNA. RefSeq lists its product as uncharacterized. The record is from RefSeq and is a predicted model, not a curated record. Lineage: Eukaryota; Ciliophora; Oligohymenophorea; Peniculida; Parameciidae. Gene Ontology annotation, molecular function: pyridoxal phosphate binding. The transcript is spliced from 7 exons. Gene Ontology annotation, biological process: biosynthetic process.